UGAGUCGCGCUAUGUGAUGCUGUUGUUACUGCCAUUUCAUCAGCGGAUUUUCAAAAAUAUCUCUCCAUCUUUAAACAUGGAAUUACCAUAAAAUGAAACCAUCGACAAGUUUUAAGGACGGCCAUUAUCCUAUUUCACAUGAAACUCGCCAGUACAGUAACAAAUCUCAGUGUAGAAUAAAAUAAAAUGAUAGCCUAGGACAAGGCCUAUUUGCGGAUUACUCCUUGGUGUAAAACACAGCGUUUGACUAGGCCUCCUGGGAUCACUGUUUCAGAGAGCAUCUUCGAGAGAAAAUAUUUCUCAAGAUCAUGGGGUUUUCUAUUGCCAGGCGUUGAUCGCCCAUCCAACAAGAUUCUGUGAGAUAUGGAAGCGAUAUGGCUGUACCAGUUUCGACUCAUCGUCAUUGGGGACUCGACAGUAGGAAAGUCGUGCCUGAUCCGGCGAUUCACCGAGGGACGCUUUGCGCAGGUGUCUGACCCCACAGUCGGUGUAGACUUCUUCUCAAGGCUAGUGGAGAUAGAGCCAGGGAAACGCAUUAAACUUCAAAUCUGGGACACCGCUGGACAAGAGCGAUUCAGGUCUAUUACCAGGGCUUACUACCGUAACUCUGUUGGGGGGCUACUGCUGUUUGACAUCACCAACCGUCGCUCCUUCCAGAAUGUGCAUGAGUGGCUGGAGGAGGCCCGCAGUCAUGUCCAGCCUCACAGUAUCGUCUUCCUGUUGGUGGGUCACAAGUGUGACCUGGAGUCCCAGAGGCAGGUGAGCCAGCAGGAGGCUGAGAAGCUGGCAGGUGCCUAUGGCAUGCGCUACGUGGAGACAUCGGCUCGCGACGCCAUCAACGUGGAAAAGGCCUUCACUGAGCUAACGCAGGACAUAUUUGAGCUUGUCAAGAGCGGUGACAUCAACAUCCAGGAGGGCUGGGAAGGGGUGAAGAGUGGCUUUGUGCCCAAUGUGGUGCACUCCUCAGAAGAGGUCACCAAGAGUGACCGCCGGUGCCUCUGCUGAAUGUCCUGUCUGUCUAGUUGGCUUUACCCCCCCCAGCCCAUGCAUUCCAGUAACAUUAUGACCCACUAGCUCCCUGUCUUAUCACCUGGCAUUUAUUUGGCUCUCUCACUCCUAUCCUGAAUACUGGAAGGCCAUAUCAGCUCUAGUCUACCACUGAAGCAAAAAUGGACAAACCGAUUUGGGUCGUUCCAUGAAAAGAGUGCCUUUUGUGUCCCUUGGAUAUUUUAAGUAGAAAUUGUGCACCAAUAUUGCAUUUGAAUAGCCUGUUGCAUUUCGACAUGUCCCUCUCUCAACCCUGUGUCUCUUCUAGGAGGAUUUUAACCCACUUAAUCCCAACAUUUCUCAAAGUAACAUUUUGUUGCUUUGCCAAAGUUAUUUCUGAAGAUUAUUAUUCAUUUCGUGUGAUUAGUGAUUCAUUUAUGUCUGUCCCUCAUUUUAAGGUCAACGGAA
This is a messenger RNA of Salvelinus sp. IW2-2015, 1455 nucleotides long. RefSeq names its product ras-related protein Rab-39B. Gene Ontology annotation, biological process: Rab protein signal transduction; vesicle-mediated transport. Gene Ontology annotation, cellular component: Golgi apparatus. Gene Ontology annotation, molecular function: GTPase activity; myosin V binding; GTP binding. The record is from RefSeq and is a predicted model, not a curated record. Lineage: Eukaryota; Metazoa; Chordata; Actinopteri; Salmoniformes; Salmonidae.